AUGUACCGCUCCACCAAGGGCGCCUCCAAGGCGCGGCGGGACCAGAUCAACGCCGAGAUCCGCAAUCUCAAGGACCUGCUGCCCAUCCCGGAAGGGGACAAAGUCCGGCUCUCCUACCUGCACAUCAUGUCGCUGGCGUGUAUCUACACCCGCAAGUCCAUCUUCUUCGCCAAAGGUGCCCUGGGAGGGCUGGAGAGCCUGCUGUCACCCCAGGACCUGGAAGAGUUCGUGCAGACGCUCCCAGGCUUCCUCCUGGCGUUCACCGGCGAAGGGAAGCUGAUCUACGUCUCGGAGAACGUAGCAGAGCACCUGGGACAUUCGAUGGUGGACCUGGUAGCCCAAGGAGACAGUAUUUACGACAUCAUUGACCCCACCGACCACUUUGUGAUGAGAAAUCAGCUGGCGCUGCCCUCCCCGACUGAUACAGACCGCUUGUUCCGGUGCCAUUUCAACACCUCCAAGACCGUGCGGCGCCAGAGCGCGGGGAACAAGCUGGUGCUAAUCCGAGGCCGCUUCCACCAGCCACCGUCCGGCUCCUACUGGUCCACCAACCCCGUCUUCAUGGCCUUCUGCACCCCGCUAGAGCCCAAGCCACGGCUCAGCCACAAUUCGCUCUUCCUGGCCUCCUUCGAGAGCCGGCACACCAAGGACCUGGCCAUCCUGGACAUCUCAGAGAGUGUGAUCUUCCAUCUGGGCUUUGAGAAGAGUGAGCUCCUAUGCCGGUCGUGGUACAGCCUGAUGCACCCAGAGGACCUGAGCCACGCCUCAGCCCAGCACUGCCGCCUGUUGGGCGAUGCUGGUGAGCCACAGGUGGAAAUGGUCGUCCGACUCCAGACCAAGAAUGGUGUCAGCUGGGUUUGGAUCUACUCCCUGGCACGCAUGGAGAGCGCUGAGAUCCCCGUCACCUGCCACAACUACAUCAUCAGUGACUCGGAAGCCUGGUGCCUGCGUCAGCAGCUGGCCUCGGAGGAGCCGCAGGUGGCCUACGUGCUAAGCGCCGCGCCGCCCUACUCCGAGGGGCUGCUGUCCCCGGCGCAGCUCUCCAGCCCCGACCAGGUCUUCACGCCCCUGUCCGGCACACCCACCGGUGCCGCCCCGGUGCCCUCCUUCGAUUUCGCCAGCCUGGAGUAUGCAGAGGGCACCAGCCUGAGCCACGAGGGAGCAUCGAUGGCCAUGGAGCUGGGCAAUCUCUCCUCCAUGGAGGAGGCCUCCAGCUCCACCCAGGGCCAGCCGGGCAAAGACACCGAGUUCAGCUACGUGUUCUUCCCCACUGCCUACGAGCCGGCCUUCCGGAGGGACAACCCAGGUGGCUCCGCCAAGGACUUUGUCUGCACGCCUCCCUACACGCCCCACCAGGGCUGCACCUUCAUGUUCGGGACCCAGGAGUCCUACCCUCCCACCACAGCCACCUCCCCUCCCACCACCACUUCCUCCGAGCUCCUCUACCCUCCGGAGAACUGCAGUGCUCUCUAUGAGAAGUUGCCGCCCACUCCUGACAGCCCCGGUAAUGGGGAUUGCACCGUCAUGACGCUGCCGGAGGUCAGAGCCCCCCUCUAUAUUGAUGUGCCCAUGGUGCCCGAGGGGGUGCUCACCCCGGAGGCCUCGCCCAUCAAACAGACCUUCUUCAGAUAUUCUGAAAAAGAAAAGACUGAGAUUGACCUGCUGGCCAGGCACAUCAGCAGCUUGGCUGAAGACUUCAGCUCCUUCCACUCCACGGAGCUCUCCCUCCAGGCAAAGCAAGGCCAGGUCACCCGCAGCUCCUCCCUGCCUGCCGGCAUGCCCAGCCCCUGCCUGGACUUCCAGCCCCUCAAGAGCUGGAGGAGCAUUGACUUCUCCUUCCUUUCCUGCCCCGAGGAGAGCCUCCUGGAAGCGGACACCGUGGAGAACCUUCUCCAGGACCUGUCCACCUCUCUGUUCGAGAAGAGUGGCGCCGGUGUCCGGUGCCCCCUCCACCACCACUUCUGUGGUGGGAACGUCAGUAGUCCACUAAGCUUGGACGCCGAAGAGAGCGGCAGUGGGACCUUGGCUCCCUCGCCCUCCACGGACCUGUCUCCAGAAGAGCAGUGCUUUCUGGAAGAACUGGCCUCCUAUGAAACAGUCUUUGAGACAUGUGCCUCAAGGUCGCCCUGUGAUGGGUUAGAUGAGUUGUAUCAACUCCAGAGCCACCUGCAAGACAGCUUCCAUGAAGAUGGAAGCGAAAGUGACCCUUCGUUCUGA
Molecule: messenger RNA, 2217 nt
Organism: Emys orbicularis (European pond turtle)
Lineage: Eukaryota; Metazoa; Chordata; Testudines; Emydidae
Gene: NPAS4
Product: neuronal PAS domain protein 4
Exons: 8
Coding region: 1-2217 (738 amino acids)
Biological process (GO): regulation of transcription by RNA polymerase II
Molecular function (GO): RNA polymerase II transcription regulatory region sequence-specific DNA binding; protein dimerization activity; DNA-binding transcription factor activity, RNA polymerase II-specific
Source: RefSeq, a predicted model, not a curated record